AAUCAGGAUCAGGCUAGCGUGACUUGACUUUACCCAUGAUUCACUUGGCGUGUUUUGGAAAAAAUUUCCAACAUGGCAGACGAUAGUUUGCAAACAGCUGAACAAGAAAUUCAGGAAUAUUUUGAUGCUGCGGUGGAUAUAGCACGGAAGGCAGGGCAUGUGGUGUUUGAAGCUUUUCACAAGGAAAAGAAUAUUGAUACAAAGUCAUGUGGAACAGAUUUGGUGACAGAAACAGACAAGUAUAUAGAGGAAUUGAUUAUCAGAACCCUAAGAGAAAAAUUCCCAUCUCACAGUUUUAUUGGUGAAGAGUCAGCAAGUGCUGGAAAGAAGAGCGUUUUCACAAACAAUCCCACAUGGAUAAUUGAUCCGAUUGAUGGUACAACAAACUUUGUUCACAGAUAUCCUAUGGUGGCUAUUUGUAUUGGUCUGGCAAUCAAUAAACAGAUGGAGGUUGGGAUAGUAUUCAAUCCAAUAAAAGACCAGAUGUUUACUGCAAGAAGAGGCACAGGGGCAUUUUGUAAUGGAAAGCAAAUUCAUUGUUCAAGUGUAACAGAUCUAAGCAAAGCUCUCGUUAUUACGGAACUGGGCUCCUCCAGGGAUCCUGAAAUCGUGAAUGUUGUCAUGUCAAAUCUCAGAAGGCUUGCAGAGAAACCUAUUGCAGUUCACAGCAUCAGACUUCAGGGAUCAGCUGCCCUUAACAUGUGCUCUGUAGCCAGUGGUGAGGCAGAGUUAUAUUAUGAAUGUGGAAUUCAUGUCUGGGAUAUUGCAGCAGCUGGAAUCAUUGUUGAAGAGGCUGGUGGAGUCACACUUGAUCCUUCAGGGAAGCCACUGGACUUAUUGGCACGUCGUAUAUUAGCUGCUGGAAAUAAGGAGCUUGCUGAUCAAGUCUCUCAAUAUCUAGAUUGCAUUGAUCUGCCCAGAGACUAACAGAAUUGUUUUUUAUUUUAGUACAACUUUGUUCUUUUGUAACUUAAUUGUCUAUAUUUCAUUAACUCUUGUAUAGAUCUUUAACUAAUAUUGUCAAAUCAUAUGAUUUUACACCCUCCAGCAGUUAUUUUUACAAUAACUGUAAGUUACAGUUUGUGCUUUUUAAUGAAAAAAUUCAGCUUA
This is a messenger RNA of Stylophora pistillata, 1110 nucleotides long. RefSeq names its product inositol monophosphatase 1. The record is from RefSeq and is a predicted model, not a curated record. NCBI's taxonomy places the organism in Eukaryota, Metazoa, Cnidaria, Anthozoa, Scleractinia, Pocilloporidae. Gene Ontology annotation, molecular function: inositol monophosphate 1-phosphatase activity. Gene Ontology annotation, biological process: phosphatidylinositol phosphate biosynthetic process; inositol metabolic process; signal transduction.